This is a messenger RNA of Plectropomus leopardus (leopard coralgrouper), 10808 nucleotides long. RefSeq names its product myomegalin-like. The record is from RefSeq and is a predicted model, not a curated record. Gene Ontology annotation, molecular function: zinc ion binding; molecular adaptor activity. Gene Ontology annotation, biological process: positive regulation of microtubule nucleation; regulation of Golgi organization; centrosome cycle. NCBI's taxonomy places the organism in Eukaryota, Metazoa, Chordata, Actinopteri, Perciformes, Serranidae. Gene Ontology annotation, cellular component: Golgi apparatus; centrosome; nucleus.
AGCUUUUAUUGUGCUCUAAAAGCAUGUGCUCACUCUGAUGCAGCUUUUGUGUUCACACUGGAUCAAAUUCAUCAUAAGGACUCAGGUGUCCCUCUGACAGAGUAAAUAAGGAUCAUUAUAAACCUGUGGAAUGCUUGAUCUCAAGAUGAAGGAGAUGUGUCGUAUCUGUGGACGGGAGCUCUGCGGUAACCAGCGGCGAUGGAUCUUCCACCCCACCCCCAAGCUCAAUCUGCAGGUGCUGCUGUCUCACGCUCUUGGGCAAGAGGUGACCCGGGAUGGCAGAGGAGAGUUUGCCUGCUCCAAGUGCACCUUCAUGCUGGACCGCAUGUACCGCUUUGACACGGUGAUCGCCCGCGUGGAGGCUCUGUCCAUCGAGAGGCUGCAGCGGCUCCUACAGGAGAAACACCGGCUGAGGCAGUGCAUCGGUGGGCUCUACCGGAAAACAAACGCAGAAGAAGGUGCUGUGACGUUACCUAACGAAGGGCCAGGUGAUGGGAUGGUGGACAUUUCAGGUCUCACACAUGCAAAGUACUGCGCUCUACUCCAGGAUGAUCUGGUCUACUCUUUGUAUGAGUCCUGGGCCGACGACGGCUUGGACUGUCAGCACCACCACCACCCUCAGUGUCCUGCUGGUCCAGGGUCAGAGGUUACAGGCUCACAUCGUGUUCCCAGCACUCCCAGGAGGUGCCGGGGAUGUUCCUACUGGCGGGUGGCGGACUCUGACUAUGAAGCGGUUUGUAAGGUGCCCAGGAAGCUGGCACGGAGUAUUUCCUGUGGGCCAUCAACCAGAUAUUCUGCCAGUGUUAUUGGCGGGAGUGUGACUGGAGGAAUUAGAGGUGUUGGAGGGGAAAAGAAUAACAUGGAGGAAUCAGAAGAACCCGCCUCCUCUUUAACUCUAGUCCCAGGUUCUCAGGACCCAUCGAGGACAUCAGACAGCGAUCGCACCCUGGCUGGACGAGCCAGCUCCAGCCCCUCUAUAGCAUCCCUAGAGACCGCUGAGGCCGUAACAGAUGGGCUGCUGAGCUCCCCAAGGGAAUUCAUAGAUGACCCAAUAUCAGACUCCCUCUCUGAGGAGCACAUGGGGGCCCCACAUGGCCAAGCCUCACCUGGACCCAGCCUCUCUCUGGCCCUCUGUUUGCUGCAGAGCUAUGCCGUCUAUCGGCCCGUCCUGAGCUCUAAGGGGAGCAAACUGCCAGUGCUGCUGCGACAGAGCUCCAGUAAUGGAGGCUCAAGGCUGGCCUUUCCUGAUCCUGUUCUGGGAAUGUCUUACGGCACUCCCGAGGGAGAAAGAGUCAACCACGUGCCAACACCUGAGCUGGAGACUCCUCUGAUCCGGCUGGUUGAUCAGGAUCUGAACUUGGCUCACAUGGAGGAAGAUUUGUUGGAAGAUUUGUACAAGGAGUGUCCUCCCCCACGUCCUCACCAGAACCUCGUUGAGGAGCAGCAAAGUCAGCUGAACCAGUAUGAGUGUGCUGCUGGUCAGUGUGUCAGCGAGCUGCAGAAGGCCCAGCUCCAGGUCCAAUCCCUGCAGGCCAAGAUCCACGAGAGCGAGGCCAAUAAUAUGAAGCUGCAGGAGAAGCUGAAUGAGAUGGAGUGUGAGCUGCGUUCGAUCCGCCAGGCUGCUCACAGUCAAGAAAGAACCAUUCAGGGUCUCACAGAGUCCAUCAGCACCAAAGACAGUGAGGCCCAGGAGCUGUACCGGCUGAUGGAGGAGCAGAAUAGCACGCUGUGUAAGCUGAGGGAAAUGGUCCACCGCAACCAGCUUGCGCAACGCAAGGCUCCAGAGGGGGUCAGCGAGUCCUUGACGCUCGCCCAGCUGCAGGGCGAGCUGGUGGGGGUGCAAAGCUCCUUGUUCUCCCUUGGUCUGGAGCUGGAGGCAAGCCAGAGGAGCCUGAGGCAGAGCCAGAGGCAAGGAGAUGAUCUGUCGAGGUUCAAGGACCGACUUAACUCUGAUCUACAGGAGGUGCAGCAGCACAGGGAGGUCACUGAAAAGCACAACCAGGACCUGCGCUGUGCCCUUCAGAAAACGCGCUCUGAGCUUCAGGCAAAAGAAGCGGCUCUGAAGGAGGCUGAGGCAGAGAGACAAUCUGUGGUGCAGGAAAAAGAAAGGAGCAUCAUGCAGCUCAAACGCUCUCUGCAGGACAAGGAGCAACAGUUAGAGGAGUACUCAGAGAUGUUGGAGUCAACAGGAAGCUCCAAACCAAGAGAUACCCUGCUGGAGAAACUGAGAGAGCGUAUUAAAGAUAGAGACAGAGCUCUGGAGCGCUCCAUCGAUGACAAGUUCCGCUGUGUGGAGGAGCGCGAGGGCCAGGUGAGGAGGCUGCAGCUGGCCCUCAGGGAGAAGGAACGAGACCUGGAGAGACUCCGCUGCAUCCUGUCCAACAACGAAGAGACCAUCACGAGUGUGGACGGUUUGGUGCGCAGCAAAGAGUUGGAGCUGGAGCAGGCGGCCGAGGCCUACAGGAACCUGCAGUGGCUGAAGCAGCAGAGCGAAGAGAAGGAGAGAAACACCCUGAGAGAGAAAGACACCAUCAUCAGCCAGCUGCAGGCGGCUCUACAGACAAACAGCAAGGAGGCACAGGAUCUGACAGCCGCCCUCGUUGCCAGAGUUCAGGCUGGUCCCACUGAGGUCGUAGAGGAGUUGAAGGCUCGGCUGGCACUCAAAGAAAAACUCUUCCAGGAACUGCUGUCGGACCGCAGCCGUCAGUCUAAUGAACACCAAGCACAGGUCCAGGACAUGCUGAACACUCUCAGCUCCAAAGACCAGUAUCUGCAGGACUACUCCUACAGGCUCUCCCUUGUGAUUAGUGAGCGGACUGGCCAGCUGCAGGAGCUUCGCAGGCAGCUGUCAUCUAGAGAGCAAGAGCUGUCUGAGCUGAAACAGGAGAGGGAGAGAGAGAUGGGAGGAGAGACAGAGCAUCUGCGGAGUCUGGUCAAAGAGAAAGAAGCCUUUAUAAAGGAGCUGAUGCAAGGCCAGGAGGAGGCGAUGCUGCCGUCCUCUAAAGAGAGUGAGGCAGAGACGAAGGCUCUCCAGGAGGAGUUGCAGCUGGUACUGAAGAAGGAGAGGGAGGCUCAGGAGGAGCUCUCUGCUCUGCGUUUAUCUUUGGCUCACCAGCAGGACACUAAGGAUGGCACUGACCAUCUAUGUGUGCUGGAGCAGCUUGUGUCAGAGUACAACAAGCUAAAUGACGCCCUGAGGGCGGAGAAGAGAUUAUACCAAAAUCUCACGCACAUUCACAGCAAGAGUGACAGCUCGGAGAAGAUCCAGGCCCUCCACACCGAGCUAGACUCUGUCCAGGCUCUCCGCAGACAGCUGGAGGAGGUCCUGGCCCGAACCCGUAACAUGGCCCUGGUGCUGGAACGGGCAGCUAAAAGGCAGCCUGAUUUUGGAGAGCUCAGCACAGAGGACGAGGAGGAGGAGGGAGACGAUGAAGACGGCAGCAGUGACGAGUUCACGGACAGCAUAGAGGACGAUGAUGAUAAAGUGACAGCCAGAAGUUUGGCUUCCUUUCAGGCUUGUGAAGCUGAAGGUUUGACUGGGCAGCUGGUGUCCCAGAGAGUUGAUGUAAAGCAGCUGGAGGACGCAAAGAAGACACUCGAAGGCCAGCUUGAAGAAAUAAGGUCACAACUGGAAAAGGAUGGAUAUACCUCUAUGGCUCAGAUGAGGAGUGCACUGCAGAGGCUGCAGCAGGAGAACCAGGCGCUGAUAGAAAGCCGAGGACGAGCGAGAGUGGUGGGACUGCGGACAAACCCAGAGAAGAACCACAGGGGUCUGAACCAGGAAGAAGAAGAAGAGGAGGAGGAGGAGGAGGAGGAGGAAGAUGAGGCAGAUAUUGAGGAAGAGGAUGAAGAGGAGGAAACAUCUCCAGCGCCGGUGGGGAAGCGAGGUCAUCCGUGCGUUAGUCUGAGUGACGAGCGAGGGGAGAGGCACUGCAAGAGGCCACGCUGUCUGACGUCCCAUCAUCACACACACCAGCCUGACUCGGAGGUGGAGCCUGCCGAUGACAGCAGCGUUCUCUGGCAGGAUCUAGAGGAGGGUCUCCGCGAGCAGGCGGCUCGCCUGAGCUCUGAUCUGGCUCUGAGCCACCAGGAGAACAGAGAGCUGCAGGAGAGGCUGAUGGUGUCCGAGGCAACGGUGCACGCUCAGGCAGAGCAACUGAAGGACUACAGAGAUCUGCUCACGGAGACAUCCGUCCAGCAGGCGAGCAAGCAGGUGCAGGUGGAUCUCCAGGAUCUGGGUUAUGAGACUUGUGGCCGCAGUGAGAACGAAGCUGAGAGAGAAGACGCCAGCAGUCCAGAGUUUGACGACCUGGAGAUGUGCACGUCACUGUCCCAUCAACAGGACUAUGAGGGCGCGGGCGGCAGCUGGUACUCUGGUAGCAGUAGCAGAGGUGCUUAUGAAAUGGGGGAAGAGUCGGCGUCACUCCAGCAUCUGGUCCAGGAUCUCCGCUCGCAGCUGACCCGCUGCCACAAGGUGAUCCGUGGACUGCAGCUGCGUGUGCGCUCCCUGUCUGCCACCAGCGACUACGCCUCCAGCCUGGAGCGAACGCCGCGCAAGGUGAACUGGGCCUUUGAGACCUCACUAGCCCCCAGCGGUGUGGAAGAGGACGAAGGCUGGAUGUCUGACUCCCAGGGGACUCGCCCAGGGUCCAAGCCCAGCAGGGAACUGCAAGAACUGAUGGCACGAGUUGCGUCACUGGAGGCGCAACUGAAGAACUCCAGACUGGAGGGCAAAGGUCAAGCAGAGGAGGGGAAAUGUGCCACCUGGCCAGGGAAGUACAACUCUCUAAUCCAGGCACAAGCUCGUGAGCUGUCCCACCUGAGGCAGAGGAUGAGGGAGGGUCAAGGAAUCUGCCAUAUCCUCACCCAGCACCUGGGUGAUACCACCAAGGCCUUUGAGGAGCUGCUGCGAGCCAAUGAUAUUGAUUACUACAUGGGUCAGAGCUUCAGAGAGCAGCUGGCACAGAACUCUGCGCUGGCACAAAGAGUGGUCGCCAAGAUCAGUGGACGGGACCAUACAGAGAACCAUGAUGACAAGACAGGCCACGAGCUGCUCGCUCUACGGCUGAGCAAGGAGCUUCAGCAGAAGGAUAAAAUCAUCGAGUCACUCCACACCAAGCUGCAGCAGCGUCCAGAGACCCCGUCCAGCUGCCACGCCCUCUCUGAGACCACCGACCAAUCAGACAGAACAUCCUUGGUGUCCGACGAGUACAGAACCAAUGAAGAUUUGGAGCUGUGUUCUGAUUUAGACGCCAGAGAAUAUCAGGAGGAGCACCGGCUGCGGCAGCAGGGACACGGAUCAGAACCAGACGUCCGUCCAUCUCUCCCUCCUCCUCAUGGCUUCCUCAAGUCGUCCAGCAGCUGUCCCAACAUGCUUUGCUCAGCCCCUUUGGGUUUGACCAGUCAGUCCUUCAGAGCCCUUUUCCGUGAGCCCGUCUCCUACUCCUUCUCUGUCCCCUCUGGCCCUGACGUCUGGGGUAAAGAAGUCAUUUCUGACCCCCGGCCCAGGGCCCUGUCUGUGAUCGCUGUUCGCCCAGAGCUGGACACGCUGUACAAACAGAUGAAUGAGCAGAACAGGGGCUUUGCAGUUCCCCACGACAAGACUCUGUUCACUCUCUCACCUGGCACCCACAACCAGCACGACCUCUCCAGCUACAGCCAGCUAUCCCAUCAUGCCUUUCAACAGUAUCAGCUGGGUGGCAUUUCUGAAGGCCACUCGCUGAAGUCCGACUCAGGUCUAGUGACAGGAGGAACUUUGUGGGACAUGGACAACAUGGUUCAGCAAGUUGGAGGCUUCUCUGGAUCAUCGGGACACCAGCAAGGAAGCAGCCAUGCAGGGGAAAAUUUGAUAGAGGAGCACCUGCGGGAGGUGAGGUGUCUCCGUCAGCGUCUGGAGGAGUCCAUUCGGACCAACGAGAGGCUCCGACAGCAGCUGGAAGAGAGACUGGCCUCGACUGGGCGCGAUGGAGGGGCACCAACAAACAUCUACAUUCAAGGACUGGACACAGUCACUCAACUGUCCAAUGAGAUCAGAGUCCUGAAGGAGGAAAACUUGGGUCUACAGUCACGCCUGCAGGCCAGCACAGACACGUGUGAGGAGGUGGUGCAGUUGCGGGAGGCGGUUUUCACAGCACGCGCCCGCCUGAAACAAGCAGAGCUGGAGGCCGAGCAGUGGAAGGAGGAGCUGAGACGACUUCAGGCUCACAGUCAGGAGCAGGGACAGCAAAUACACAUAUUGAGACAAGAACGGCAGAACAGUCAGGAGAAAACCAACAGGCUCCAGCAUGAAGUGUCUCUGCUGCAGCAGCAGCUCUGUGAGAGCAGAGAUCUCAUCCACUCCCUGCAGAGCGAACUACAGGUGUACGACCGAGUGUGUUCCAACACAAACGCCAACAAAGGCUACCUGUGUGAGCUCCCAGGUCUCCCGGUGGAGCUGGGAGAGCUGCUGGGGGAGGUGAGGAGUCUGCGAGCCCAGCUGCAACACAGCGUCCAGGAGAACAGCGCCCUCAAACAACUGGAGCUCCACAAGCAGCUGGAGCAGAAGCUGGGCGUCGGCUCUCCUCGGACCCCCUCCCUCUCCGCUCUGUCUGCCAGCCCUCAGAGAGAAAACUUCUACAGGCGACAGCUGCUGCACGACCCAGCUCCGUCUCCACCAGUCAGGGACAUUGGUCUGUUUAACUGUGGAUCUCCUGGUCCUCCCUACUCAGACCUGGACGACAGCCAUAGCACUGCCAAUGACCCUCUUGACCCUCACUCUGAGCUGGAGGGGGAAGCCCCUGAUGGAUCAUUUGCGAACCGUAAUGGCCGUCACGCCAUUGGUCACGUGGAUGAUUUCAGCGCUCUUCAGCAGCAAGUCCUAGAAGGACGGAGCCUUGUCCAGCGCAUGGAUACGACCCUGCAGGCCUGCCUCGGCCCACCACUGCUGGAGGGCAACCAGAAGCAGAGCAGUGAGCUGGUCCUGGACUACGGAUGUGUGAAGAGUCUGCUUUCCAACACCAAGACUCUGAGGCAGAUCCUGGAGGAGGCGAUGUCUCUGCUGAAGAUGUUCUGGAGAGCAGCUCUGCCCAGCACCGAUCCCUCCAUCCAGAACUUUAAGAAGGAGCAGUGUAUGCAGGAGGAGAUCUUGUCCCUGAAACUGCGUGUGUCAGAGCAGGAAGAGGUUCUCAAGGGGACGAUUCAAAGACUGAGGAGCACCAGCCGCACCAAGGAGAACAUGGAGCACUUCAUAGUCAACCAGUUGUCAAGGACUCGUGAUGUGCUGAAGAAAGCGAGGACAAAUUUAGAGAAGAAUGAGCUGAGACUUUCCUCUCUAAGCUCCUCCUCCUCUUCCUCUCCUUACGCUGCUGAGGACCCAGGAGGAGCUGACAGAGAGCGGCCUGCUGAUCGCAGUUUCCUGAAGACCAGCGGUGCCUCCGGAGCCGCAGCCAAUCAACGUCCAGCAGCGAGAAAGCGCAACAGCCAAUGCCUGCUUUAGACUUUUAAAGAACCAGCCUCAACGCCACCACCUCUGACCUCUAACCUCUAUGCUGAAACAGCCAAGACCCACCCUCACCCUCCUCCUCCUCCUCCCAGACCCCGACACCAGCCUUUCUCCUCCCACCCAAACCUCCCUCAGCCUCCAUCCAGCCAUGAGAGUGCUUCCACCCUCCCUCCUCCAGGCAAUAUGUGCGCAGUAUAAUCCGCACCUUGAGCCUUAUCAAACUCCCUGCACCCCCUCGCCAAUUUUAUGACACUCUCCCGCCACAUGUAUUAUUGUCUUUGAGUGAUACAGUCGGCAGUUUGCCUCGUCGUGUGUGUGACAGAAGAAGGUGUUUGAAAUGUGCCUCUGGUGGUUUCAGUGAUGUGCGUCCUACUGACGGAGCUGGCUCAAGAUGCUCCUAGACACUGAUCUCAGACCAGGUGUGUGUGCUCAAUCUGGCUUCAGUGAAGGCAUUUGCAUUUCAGGGGUUGUAUUACAGAAGCUUUUAAUUGUACCUGAUUUAGACAUUUUCAGCAGGAUUUUUAAAAAAUAACUUGCAUGCUGAAAUCAAAAGUUUCUGUAAUAAACCUCUGGGUCUGUAUCUACGAGCAUCGUUUCAUGAGAGCCAGGCAGCCUGUGGACGAAAUAGAUGUUCAUGCAUGUUUAAUCGUGGCUUGAGAGAGGAAUUCUGCACACAUGUACACGCGUACACAUAUCUGUACGUGUGAUCGAAAUCGGCUCACUCAAAGACAACUUUGACUGCCACAGAAAUGCAAGUUUACUUCUCGUGGCACUUUUACGAACGAGGACGUUUUUUUGUUUGCAAAUGCAAUGCAAAGAACAAUGACACCCACGACGUAUCACUACACACAGUGGAGGAAUGUAGAGGAGGUCAGCGAUCACUGCUGAGUAGUCGUGUACUAGCUGUUAUCUGUAUUUGUGGAGGAAGCUUAUGAAUGCUCUGUCAGCCAUCACCCAAGAGUUAUGAAUGGCAGAACAAAAGCCGGAGAAAGGUUCCAUUUUAGUCACAAGGCUCCUCUUUUAGGGAUCUUAACGAUGCUUUUUUGGCCAAAAAAAAGGAGUUAUGCCGAAGGCUUCGAACAAUCUGGUUAGUUGUGACUUCUGUGUGCUAGAGGAGUGGUUCCCAGCCUUUUUUAAAUCAAGGAUCCCUAAAUUGAUACACAUUUGGUCACCGCCUAUCAUUUACCAUGAUUUCACCUCACGGACCUAAACAAAACAUUGUCAUACUUCAACGUAUAUUAGAGCUUUGUUUCGUCUACAUUACAGACACACACAAAAAAUCCAUGACUUUUCGAAACUCUUUCCACUCGAGUGUGGAAAGAGGAAAAGUUACGGACUGAAGUUAUGUUACACAAUUAGGGGUACCACACAUGUGCAGUAAAAUGUGGUCUGCAGUUGCCGGGCAACGAUUUAAUUGCACAUGUGCUAUACCUCAACUGUGUAAUGUAAUUUAAAAACUGUGACUUCUCCUCUUUCCACCCUCCGUGCCAUAACUUAAAAUGAUUUUUACUUAUUUCAGGCCUGGUAAGUGUGGUUAUGAAAUUCCAUGACUUUUCCAAGUUUCCCAUAACUGUGGGAGCCCCAAAUUCUGGUGACCCCCUAGAACUCCCACAAGGACCCUGGGGUUUCCCAAACCUCGGUUUGAGAACCACUGUACUAAUAUAUAUAAAAACAACCAAAAGUAAGAGGUGAAAGUGCUGAAAUGGAACCGGGCUAAACACGCGUAUUCACGCUCCUCUGUAGGAGUUCUCAUACGAGCAUGUGCAAUAAUGAUGUUGUUUCUUGAAUGAUCAUGCUGCACCGGGUUAUUAUUGUUUCUUUGCUUGACACUGGAAUAUUAGUCACACUCAUUAAUAACGUUAGGACACGGUCAGAUUGUACUUUUUACCAGAGUGUUGAUGCAUGACAGAGAUUGUAAAAUCUAAGCUACGGAACAGGGGAUUACCAAUACUUGCCAAAGUUUGAACUUUCUUUACUUCACUUUGACUUGCCUUAUCCAUGCGAAUGACAAACCCGGGUCGGAUCAGACCGCAGGGAUACCGAGGUGUCUUUUUAUAUUAGGGCCUCCAGAACCACAGAGACGGUAACCGUUAGACAGUUUGUGCAGUAUAUUUGGAAUUGUGCGAUGGAAAUGAGCUCCUUUUUUUGGACCAAAACCCAACAGAGUGGAUUUUUUUUCCCCAUGUGGCCAUAUGCUAUUGUCUUUGUGUUAUUUCUCUUGGUUCAGGCCGUCUUAGCAUUCCCAUGGCAAUGGCAAUAUAGGUUAUCAAGUUCUAAUAGAUGACGCAAACUUUGGCAGGCUACUGGUAGGAUCGUUGUUCUUUAAUUCACUUGCUUCUAACAGUCCAAAUUUAGUUUGAUGUGUUUUAUCGCUGUACAUUUGCCAUUUUAUGCUGUAAAUAUCCAGCUUUUUCUUUAUGAACUUUUGUGUGGGAGAGUGUGUGUGUGUGUGUGUGUGUGUGUGUGUUUGUGGAAAAAAAAAAGACAUCCAACAUUUGCUUUUUGCAAAGUUGAUUUUCUGGGUAGCUGUGCAAUAGCUUCACAUGUUUUAUUUUGAUGUUAAACAUCAUUGUAUUACGCGUAUGUCUGCUGCGUUCACUUCCUGCAGUGUAUGAUUUAUAUGCAGUGUGUGUUAGAGGAUUACGUCACUUUGAAUCAAUUAGCCACAUAGAAAUCACAAACUAUGCCUUCAUGAUAUCUACUUCACUGAUCACAGUAUCGUCCACCUAUAACAAAGCUCUGAUUGAUGUUGCUUCGCUUGCCUUUAAAUUUAGCUUGAGAGCGUCUUGGGUUUGCUCUCAGUGGUAGAAAUGGCCUUGAACCUACGCUCGUCUACCUGAGAUCUGCCAAAUUAGGUUUUGUCUGCGCUCCCGUCUUCAGAAAAAAGACAAAUGUUGCCAAGAAUUUAAAUAGAGGUAAAAAGUUUGAUAUUUCCUUUUGAAAUUUAUGAAGGGAAAGUUUUGAUGAAUUGUCUACUGUAAUUAAAGAAGCCAAUGACUGGAAAGAUUGUGAAACGUUGGAUCCACAAAGCACCUUGUUAGAGCGUAAACAAAGCCUUUUUGCUCUUUGAUAUUAAGAAGGGAAUCAAACGGCAGUUUGAACAAUGUAUCGUUGGUCCUGAGUUGCGUAUGUAUAUACUGCUAUUUGACUGGUGAAGCUUUUAUGUGAUUGGAAAGCAGCUUUUUCUGAGUUUGUGCAUAAUGAACUAGGAAGCCGAUACAGGACUCAUAUGGAUCCUGUCUCUGAUGACAGUUAACAGUUUGCUGUGUUGGCAAAAGUAUUAUCAAUGAACGAUUUUGGGAAAGAAUGAAUAAAAUACUCAAAAAGC